CUGGGGACGCUGGUGAUCGAGGCAGCGGAAAGCAGCGGGGCAUUGAUUACGGCCAGGCACGCCCUCGAUCAGAACCGCGAAGUCUUCGCCGUGCCUGGCAGUAUCCUGUCACCCGGCAGUCGCGGCACCAAUUCCCUGAUUCAGCGCCUGGAGGCGAAGCCUGUCCACAAGCACGAGGACAUUCUCGAGGAACUGAAUCUCUCGUUCGUGGGAGCCCAAAUCGAGAUGGCGGCCCUGUUCCCGGCUAACGACGACGAGUCGAAAGUUCUGUUUCACCUGAGCCAGGAGCCGACGCACAUCGACGAGGUCAUCCGCGGUUCCGGGAUGACCAUCUCCGUCGUGAGCAGCCUUCUGGCAAUGAUGGAAUUGCGUGGGCUCGUGCGCCAGGUGGGCGGGAUGAAUUACGUGCGAGUAUGA
Molecule: messenger RNA, 417 nt
Organism: Geodia barretti
Lineage: Eukaryota; Metazoa; Porifera; Demospongiae; Tetractinellida; Geodiidae
Source: the annotation of a GenBank genome assembly